AUGAUGGCGACAGGGUCUCGCGACGCCUCAGUUCGCGACGCCAAGUUAUUCGUCCGAGAGGUUGUUCGCAAUGACUGGGAAUUUGACGCUAAUGUACCUUCCGCUUCCUCCGCCGACGGUACCCUCUGCCAUAACCGCGAGGUAGUCGAAUGGCGGGUGCGGGAAUUCGAUAGCCCAACCUCAGAACUCGAAGCUCAGAAUUCAGACACAGAGGAUGAUGAUGAUGAUCCUUCGGCGGCGGUAGGAGAUAUCGCGAUCGAGCGCCGUCGCAAACGUCGUCGUCAAAUGGACGAAGAGAUGGCAUGGAAUGCGGGUCUGCGCAUGUGGAUGGCAAGGCGCAAUGCAUGGUCUGGGGCCAAGACCCGGCGGCAGAUCCGGGCCGAGGAGGGAAAGCGUGCUUUGGCUGGGCAGGCCGAUACAACAGAUCAAUCCGAUACUGGUGGUUCGGCGGGUACCUCCCCAGCUACAACCUUGCCUGGUCGAAGCACUGAAGCUGUGGGCGGAUCCGAUCUGGCGUCCAAAACGGAAACUUCGCUUUCUAUCCAGGACCGGGAGAAAGGCGAGGAGCUUCAGCGGCCAGUAGAGCCGACAUCUGGGCAGCAAGCGGACCUUGAGGAAGGACAAUCCACUGCCCUAGACGAGGAGGCCAAGCCCAAUGAUUCCCUCAGCACAAAUAUCACAAACCCAGAUCAUUUGUCCUCAGAUCCUAGUCACCUGGCCUCACUCCCUGCUGUGGAAGACCAAACAGAAGAGGAGAAGGAGGAAGAAGAGCUCGACGAGCCACUCUUGCCAGUCGCACCUCCCUUCAUUUCAGACGACAAUCCUGUUCGCGCAACUAUUAACCCCGCAAUCUACCCCUCAAUCUACACCAAAGUCGUUGUACAAGGCAUGACGCCCACGGUUCCCGUCAACCUCGCCCAUCUGACCAAGGCGAUGGUCCAAGGCUGGAAAUCAGAUGGCCAGUGGCCGCCCAAGCCAGCAGCAACAUCAAUCGUCCUCGCAGACGACUCCACUGUGCCCAAGAAGCCAGAUCCUCCUGCGAAUGACGCUCCCCAAGGGAGACGGAAAAACAGUAUCACAAACGCCGUGAAGAAGGUUUUCCACUUUGGGCCCUUCCACAGACGUGGUUCAACCAGUCAUGAUGCUGGAAAUGGGGCUGGCGCUGGCGCUACUGGUGCUGCUGUUUAG
Messenger RNA from Penicillium nucicola, 1188 nucleotides. Its product is annotated as DUF4050 domain-containing protein. The record is from RefSeq and is a predicted model, not a curated record. Lineage: Eukaryota; Fungi; Ascomycota; Eurotiomycetes; Eurotiales; Aspergillaceae. The transcript has a single exon. The coding region runs from base 1 to 1188 and encodes 395 amino acids.